GCCUCAUUGCGUUACUUACCUCGACUCUUAGUUGUCGGGAACGGUAACCGGGACCCGGUGUCUGCUUCUAUCACCCUCGCCUUCUAACCCGUAGCUAUCAUGCGUGAGUGCAUCUCCAUCCACGUCGGCCAGGCUGGUGUCCAGAUCGGCAAUGCCUGCUGGGAGCUCUACUGCCUGGAACAUGGCAUCCAGCCUGAUGGCCAGAUGCCAAGCGACAAGACCAUUGGGGGAGGAGAUGACUCCUUCAACACCUUCUUCAGUGAGACAGGAGCUGGCAAGCACGUGCCCCGGGCGGUGUUCGUAGACCUGGAACCCACAGUUAUUGAUGAAGUUCGCACUGGCACCUACCGCCAGCUCUUCCACCCAGAGCAGCUCAUCACAGGCAAGGAAGAUGCUGCCAAUAACUAUGCCCGUGGCCACUACACCAUUGGCAAGGAGAUCAUUGACCUUGUCUUGGACAGAAUUCGCAAGCUGGCUGACCAGUGCACGGGUCUCCAGGGCUUCUUGGUUUUCCACAGCUUUGGUGGGGGAACUGGCUCUGGGUUCACCUCCCUGCUGAUGGAGAGGCUCUCUGUCGACUACGGAAAGAAGUCCAAGCUGGAGUUCUCCAUUUACCCAGCCCCCCAGGUUUCCACUGCUGUGGUUGAGCCCUACAAUUCCAUCCUCACCACCCACACCACCCUGGAGCACUCUGAUUGUGCCUUCAUGGUAGACAAUGAGGCCAUCUAUGACAUCUGUCGUAGAAACCUCGACAUUGAGCGCCCAACCUACACUAACCUUAACCGCCUUAUUAGCCAGAUUGUGUCUUCCAUCACUGCUUCCCUCAGAUUUGAUGGGGCCCUGAAUGUUGAUCUGACAGAAUUCCAGACCAACCUGGUGCCCUACCCUCGCAUCCACUUCCCUCUGGCCACUUAUGCCCCUGUCAUCUCUGCUGAGAAAGCCUACCAUGAACAGCUUUCUGUAGCAGAGAUCACCAAUGCCUGCUUUGAGCCAGCCAACCAGAUGGUGAAAUGUGACCCUCGCCAUGGUAAAUACAUGGCUUGCUGCCUGCUGUACCGUGGUGAUGUGGUCCCCAAAGAUGUCAAUGCUGCCAUUGCCACCAUCAAGACCAAGCGCAGCAUCCAGUUUGUGGACUGGUGCCCCACUGGCUUCAAGGUUGGCAUUAAUUACCAGCCUCCCACUGUGGUACCUGGUGGCGACCUGGCCAAGGUCCAGAGAGCUGUGUGUAUGCUGAGCAACACCACAGCCAUUGCUGAGGCUUGGGCUCGCCUGGAUCACAAGUUUGAUCUGAUGUAUGCCAAGCGUGCCUUUGUGCACUGGUAUGUGGGUGAGGGCAUGGAGGAGGGAGAGUUCUCUGAAGCCCGUGAGGACAUGGCUGCCCUAGAGAAGGAUUAUGAGGAGGUUGGUGUGGAUUCUGUGGAGGGUGAGGGUGAGGAAGAAGGAGAGGAAUACUAGUUCAUUCCUGCAGUCCCUGUAUCAUGUCAAACUCAACUCCAGCUCCAGCACUAGCUGCAGGCAUCGAUGCUUCUAUGCUGUUUCCCUUCUGUGAUCAUGUCUUCUCCAUGUGUACCUCUUAAGUUUCCCAUGACGUCUCAAAGUAAAAGCUUUAAGAAAAGAAUU
Messenger RNA from Rattus norvegicus (Norway rat), 1620 nucleotides. It is a transcript of the gene Tuba1b, whose product is annotated as tubulin, alpha 1B. The record is from RefSeq and is marked validated. The transcript has 4 exons. Bases 100 to 1455 code for a protein of 451 amino acids. Gene Ontology annotation, cellular component: cytoskeleton; membrane raft; microtubule. Gene Ontology annotation, molecular function: GTP binding; structural constituent of cytoskeleton. Gene Ontology annotation, biological process: microtubule-based process. Lineage: Eukaryota; Metazoa; Chordata; Mammalia; Rodentia; Muridae.